Molecule: messenger RNA, 1281 nt
Organism: Hypoxylon trugodes
Lineage: Eukaryota; Fungi; Ascomycota; Sordariomycetes; Xylariales; Hypoxylaceae
Exons: 4
Coding region: 577-1029 (150 amino acids)
Source: RefSeq, a predicted model, not a curated record
AACUUCGCGAUAUUAUCACCGGAAAUCUCUUCGAAUGCAAUAACAUUUUAUGUUCUUGUUCAACACGCAAUAUGAAUAAUGUGCUAUCGAUAUCGAGAAGCGAAGGUAUUUAUCCUACUAUGUCACUAAGCUAAAAUGGAUAGAUAGUGUAUAGUUGUGGUGUGAGAUCGCAGCUUAGGCCGUCUCAGGAUCGUUUCAGCACCAAAUCUACGAUUCUCUCCAGCUAUCCUCCAGCCAAAUGGCCGCUUUAUGUGUCUUUGCGCGUUUCAUUUACUUUUAUCCGACGUAUGGAAAACGUCGCGAUUACUCUUGGGCUUUGGUGGCUGAAAGGUACCUACGUAGGUUUUUGUAUGUAUUAUAGGUAAAUGCGCACCCCGGAUGCGACCAAAGAAUGUAUGUUGGUUUGUUUGCAAAAUCAACCUUACAUUUCCAGCUUCAAAUCCUUCUGUCUUGUCGUUGCUUUUUAUAUCUAAAUUCACGAGGUUAACCAGUCGCAUACUUGCUAUCAUCUGAAUUGGACCGGCCUCGUUACACAAGAAACAAGAGGGAAAAACCAACAGCAUUAACUACGAAACCAUGGUAAAGUGUAGAGGUGCAGUUACUACCAUAUCGCUACUGGUAGGAAUCAUAAGUAGUGUCAUAGCCGGCGACCUUGUCGAGGAUAUACGGAGGGACUUUCAAUUGGGUUUAUUCGGACGACAGCAGACGGUAACCAACCUGCAGAGGUUCACGGCACCGCCUUUAGGAAACCAGGCCGCAGCACAAAUAGUACAAAACAAUGACUUUGACAGCAAAGAAAAGCCAUUCAAGAUCGUCGGCGGGUUAAGGUCCGACGGGCAAACUUUUUCCAGUUUCCAAGACGCAACAAACCGAGUAUGCGACGACCAAAAGAACGACUGCGCCGACUUUUCCAAUAGUGGCGCGGGCUCCUUCAAAGUAUCAGAGUGUGACCAGCAAGAUAAUGAUUGCAAAGAUGCCAACCAACCUACGGAUCAGGAUGACAAUUUCCUUUAUUUUUGCGACAAUUAAUGUUCGAAGCCGUCCCAUCUAAGCGAGAAUUUUGAGUGUAUUGCCGUUUAUUCCCAUCGACUUCGACUCAUGGGUAGCUCAUAGUAGUGGAAGCAUGCAGCACUUAAGUCUCGAAGUUCUUAUCAGAUUAUAUACGAAGCGAUAUAAUGUCAUACUUUUAUUAGCGGAUGGAAAAAUGGGAGCCUGGAUGUUAGUAAAAACUGGGUUAGGCAUAUUCAUUAUCAUAGGAAUGGCGAGGCCAAUAUGAUGAUG